Molecule: messenger RNA, 1548 nt
Organism: Dothidotthia symphoricarpi CBS 119687
Lineage: Eukaryota; Fungi; Ascomycota; Dothideomycetes; Pleosporales; Dothidotthiaceae
Exons: 2
Coding region: 1-1548 (515 amino acids)
Source: RefSeq, a predicted model, not a curated record
AUGAGCAUGGCGGACCAAAGCAACCAUGCAAAGCGCGUCUCAAUGGCGUACAUCCUCGGCUUCAGCGAUAAGCCAUUCAAAGAGCAGAGACCCCCACCACCACCCCAGCCGCCCAAGCCCAAUGCAUUCGCUGACAUGGUUACCACUCCCGGCGGAGUCGUGGAGUGGGUAGCAAGCGAUGGCCGCCGAGGCAAGCUCACCGGCUCGGGCAAACCCCGUCUCACUGCAGAUAACCUUGCCAAGGUCCCAUCGGCGAAGCAAUCGGUGCGAGCGGCAUCAGCCAAAGCUCCGUCCAAAGCACCAUCCAAGAAGUCUGCCUCAAAGAAGGGCGACGUAGUUGAAGACACUGGCGACAUGCUUGGUCUAUUCGGCGCGCUUGCACCCGACGCCGAGAAAGCAAGCGUAAAGUCGAAGAAGUCCUCCAAGUCGAAGAAGGAGACUCCCGACUCUGACGGCUUUACUCAGGAGCAAGAUGCCAAGAUUCUGGAUAUGAAGACGAACAAUGCAGGUAUCAGUUGGGCUGUCAUUGGCGAAGAGAUUGGCAAAGCAGGAAAUGCAUGCAAAGAUCGCUUUAAUACUAUCAAGCCCAAAGACUGGAAGCCGGCCAAUGUCAAGGGCGGUGGCGGGAAGCAGAAGAACAAGGAUAAGAACCAGGACAAGGGCAAGAACCAGAACCAGAACCAGAACCAGGAGGAUAAGGAAAAGAAGGAAGAGAAGAAGGAUGAGCCAUCUGGUGGAGAUGCAGCCAAUGCCUGGAAUGCAGACACUGGUGAAAAUUGGGUUACUGAUGCGAAUGCUACUGGAGGCGAGAAUACUUGGGAAGCCGCUGGGGACGCGAACAAUAAUACUUGGGGAGCUGGUGGCGACGUGAGUGGCGGCAAGGGAGAUUGGGGAGCACCUGGCACUUCCGCUGAUGCCAAUGGCACUGGUAACGGGGGAGGAUGGGACGGGGCCAACGAUUCUGGGCCAGGCGGUGGAUGGGGAGACACAAAUAUAGGAGGUGGAGACGCUGCUACUGGAGAUAACGGAUGGAACAACAAACCUGACGGCGGUGGAGAUGCAGGGAACUCUUGGGACAAUUCAGGUAACACUGGGGUUGCUGGCGACGUAUGGACUACGAACGCCGACCAGAACAACAACAAUGGCAUCGCCGAGGCCAACCCGUGGAACGCUCCACCUGCCGUAGCUGUGUCUGAACCCAAAGUCCCCACCCCAGCACCUACCAUCCGCACCCCUUCCGAGAAGGGCUCCAAAAAACCGUCUAAGAACGGCUCUGUACAUGGUUCCGCAAAUGCUGCGAGAGCCGCCCCCCUCGAGUUCGAAGUCAAGCCCAACGACACGUUUUCCGGCGAUGACUUACGCUUGAUUGCGAAGAUCUUGCAGCAGGAUUCUCAGAUGGUGUGGGAUAGGCUUAGUUGGAGGUUUCGUGAUAAGACGGGUAGGACACUGCAUCCGGAAGUCUUUGAGGAGAAGAUCACGGGUAGGGUGGAGGGAAAGGAGAGGGAGGAGAAAAGAAGGGGCGAGAGAGAUGAGAAAAAGAAGAGAUAG